Zalophus californianus (California sea lion) is the source of this 393-nucleotide messenger RNA. Its product is annotated as dynein light chain Tctex-type 3-like. Gene Ontology annotation, cellular component: cytoplasm; cytoplasmic dynein complex; kinetochore. Lineage: Eukaryota; Metazoa; Chordata; Mammalia; Carnivora; Otariidae. Gene Ontology annotation, molecular function: dynein intermediate chain binding. The record is from RefSeq and is a predicted model, not a curated record. The transcript has 2 exons. The coding region runs from base 1 to 393 and encodes 130 amino acids. Gene Ontology annotation, biological process: microtubule-based movement.
AUGAGCACGAGGCACAGGAGUUUUAGGAAUUUGCUCAAUGCCACAGCCCAAUACCACUGCCACUGCCACGAGGUUGGCUUCAAUGCUGAUGAAGCACACAAUAUCGUUAAAGAGUGUAUAGAUGGGGUCUUGGGUGGUGAAGAUUAUGACCAGAACAACAUCAACCAAUGGACAGCAAACAUAGUGGAACAAUCCUUGACACAUGUGGUUAAGUUGGGAAAAGCUUAUAAAUAUAUUGUGACCUGUGCAGUGGUCCAGAGGAGUGCCUAUGGCUUUCACACAGCCAGCUUGUGUUUUUGGGAUACUACAUCUGAUGGAACCUGUACCGUGAGAUGGGAGAACCGAACCAUGAACUGUAUUGUCAGUGUUUUCACCAUUGCUAUUGUCCUGUGA